AUGACUUCCGAGGCUCCUGAGUCCACCUCACCAAACACUAUCACCAAGACCGAACACGCGGUCAGAAUCUCGGCCAGCGUUUCAAUAACGACGGAUCGUGCUACCGAGUCUAUGCAAGAGCAAGCAGUAGUGGAGGGUCUGAUGGCUAAGCAGGGCUACAGGAUAGAGACAUCCUUUAUGGCCGCAAUGGACAGAUUCUCCUCAGAGCUACAGACGCUUUUUCAGGAGAGGAUGUCGGUCACGUCAUCCGCGACGCCUCCUAGAGCCUGA
Messenger RNA from Prunus armeniaca (apricot), 270 nucleotides. NCBI's taxonomy places the organism in Eukaryota, Viridiplantae, Streptophyta, Magnoliopsida, Rosales, Rosaceae. The record is from the annotation of a GenBank genome assembly.